Dermacentor silvarum is the source of this 1817-nucleotide messenger RNA. Its product is annotated as ubiquitin-conjugating enzyme E2 Z. Gene Ontology annotation, molecular function: cysteine-type endopeptidase inhibitor activity; ubiquitin conjugating enzyme activity. Gene Ontology annotation, cellular component: nucleus. NCBI's taxonomy places the organism in Eukaryota, Metazoa, Arthropoda, Arachnida, Ixodida, Ixodidae. Bases 835 to 1734 code for a protein of 299 amino acids. The record is from RefSeq and is a predicted model, not a curated record. The transcript is spliced from 2 exons. Gene Ontology annotation, biological process: negative regulation of apoptotic process.
GUGUUGUGCUCAUAAAUCUUGGUCAUGUCCUGAGUUUUGCUUUAGACGUGGUUUCCACUGCCGUUAUAAAAUCAUGUAAAACCUUCAGUCACACCACGUAGAUUCUUGGUGGUGUGUCGACAAGAAGCCAUCAGUGGGCUCUGGCCAAGGGUCCACGCCCCGUACAAGCAGUCAGACUUUGGUAUAAAAAAAAAUAGUGUAAAAGGGACAAGAGGAGUUCAUAAGAAAUGGCAACACUCUGAAAAGUGGAAGUAAAAAAAAACACAUGUUAAUCCUGAAAAUAACGUUAUUGUGCGGGGGCAGUCGUACGCAAGCGAUUCGCAGCGAGCUCUUAUGGAACGAAAAAGAAAAAACGUAUGAAAAUUAAAACGAUAACAAUGAAAUUAAUUUUGUGCAAAUAUAUAAAACGUGCGUUAAAUCACUCAGAUUUACUGUAGUUAAAUAAAAAUGCUAGUCGCAUUUGCAGUAUGUCAACUUAAUUUUAUGAAUAAGUUCUUCAGUUUGAUCAAAAAAAAAAAAAAAAGAAGAGGGCGAGAGACCCGCGCUACCGGGAGCGAAAAAAUUCAGUUAGUCUGACUGCUCGCUCGCAUGGUAAUCUAGUUAUUGCAACAUCUGCCUUUGUUUUUUGUUUGUCUUUUACUUUGCAUUUCUUGUUUUCAAAUAGGAAUUUUUUAGCAUACCCACUGCCACCCGAUUCUUGGCCUAUCCCCCUUAGUGGGUGCGAGCCAUGACAGAAGUUCAUCAUCAUCAACGAAGUAGAGUGCGUUCGUUUGGCGGGGCGCGCGCGGCUGGUGUUCGCAGUGCUUCGAAGGCACCGUUGCUCUUCGCGGAACGAUGCAGGGAUCCCCGGCCAACGACAAGCCCUGGGACCCGCUGGUGGAGGAGUCAGCGGUACCAUCGCUGCAAUGCCUCAAACGGAUCAGAAAGGAACUGGCGCACUUCUACGCCGACCCUCCGGCUAGGGUGUUCAUCUCAGCCGAUGAGGAAGACUUGACCAAGGUUCACGCACUCAUCGUGGGCUCCCCUGGAACGCCCUACGUGGGCGGCUUCUUCUAUUUCCUCAUCAGGUUCCCAGCAGACUACCCCAUGAGUCCACCGCGUGUGCGCCUUAUGACCACUGACGACGGCCGCGUGCGCUUCAACGUGAACCUCUACGCGAACGGCAAGGUCUGCAUGAGCACCCUCGGAACGGCGUCUGGGUCAUGUUGGGUCCCCACUGACUAUCUGUCAAACGUGCUAGUAUCCGUGCAGUCACUGAUGGGCGCCCAUCCUUACUUCAGCGGAUGCAAGUUUGAAGAGCGACGGGGCGAUCCUUUAAUCUACAACAUGUUCAUUGAGCAUGAGACAAUCAGGGUGGCUGUGUGCGACCAAGUGGAAGCCGCCCUCAAUGGCAGCUCUCGCUGCCCUCUCGCUCUCAGAGAGCAGAUCUUUAAGACAUUCUUAGAGCUGUACAGUACGUACGAAAGAGCAGCGAAGCUGAAGUAUCACAUUACGGGCUUCGUAAUGAGAGACGCGUACACUCCUUCGAGGGUAGGCGUAUUCAUUUACCAAGAGCUAAUCUUGCGUAUGCACCGUCUGAAGGAGAAAGUCGAGCUCAGGAACAGCGUGAUUACUGCCAUCGCGACUGCGGUCGCCGCUGCCCGAGCCCAGGCCGCUGCUCAGGAGCACGAGACCGCCGAUACAGCCGAAGCCAGUCCCAAGAAGCCGAAGCGUUCCCAUUUCGGGGACUUCUGAUGCGGCGAAGUUCGCUUCCCAGCAGGCUGCGGCAAGACACCAAAGUAUUCGGCAAAGAGUAAGGCCGUGUAUGCCCUGCAGCG